UGCGUGAUUCCUGCAGGGUGGCCCUGCGCUCGCUGACCGGCCCCCGAAGGGUUCCGGGCUGUCCCGCAGCUCCCGGAGCAGGGCGCUCCCCCGUGCGGUCUGCGCUCCAUGGCGAGCACUGUGCCGGUGGCGGGGCACAGCAGCCCGAGCCGGGAAGGGGCUUCUGCGCCACUUACCUUCCUGGAUACGCUCAAGGUCGCUUUGAACGAAUAUGCAUGAACGAGUGAACAGAACAGAGAGGCAGUUUAAGUCUCUCCCAGCUAACCAACAGAGUCUUCUUCCUCAAUUUCUUCCACACCUUGACAAGAUUCGGAAGUGCAUUGAUCAUAAUCAAGAGAUACUACAGACCAUUGUGAAUGACUGCGUUCAUAUGUUUGAAAAUAAAGAAUAUGGAGAAGACGGAAGCGGGAAGAUAACACCAGCUUCAACAUUUGACAUGGAUAAAUUAAAGUCCACAUUGAAACAAUUUGUGAGAGACUGGAGUGAAGAGGGAAAGUCUGAGAGAGAAUCCUGCUACCAACCAAUCAUUAGUGAAAUUGUAAAGAACUUUCCAAAAGAAAGAUGGGAUUUCUCCAAAGUUAAUAUCCUGGUACCUGGUGCUGGGCUAGGUAGAUUGGCGUGGGAAAUAGCUAUGCUCGGUUAUGCUUGCCAAGGAAAUGAAUGGAGCCUCUUUAUGCUCUUUUCUUCUAACUUUGUACUCAACAGAUGCUCUGAAAUUAACUCAUGUAAGCUUUAUCCCUGGAUUCAUCAGUUUAGCAAUAACAGAAGAUCUGCUGAUCAGAUACGACCAAUUUAUUUCCCAGAUGUUGAUCCUCACAGCCUUCCUUCUGGUUCAAACUUCUCUAUGACCGCAGGGGAUUUUCAAGAAAUUUAUUCUGAGUGCAAUACGUGGGACUGCGUAGCAACUUGCUUUUUCAUAGAUACAGCACAUAAUGUUAUUGAUUACAUUGAUACUAUAUGGAAAAUACUAAAGCCUGGAGGAAUAUGGAUAAAUGUAGGUCCUCUCCUUUACCAUUUUGAAAACUUGGGAAAUGAACUUUCUAUAGAAUUAAGCUAUGAGGAUAUAAAAAAUGUUAUUCUACAAUAUGGAUUCCAUAUAGAGGUGGAGAAAGAAUCUGUACUGUCAACUUACACUGUGAAUGAACUCUCCAUGAUGAAAUACUACUAUGAAUGCGUGUUGUUUGUGGUGAGAAAACCAGAACAGUAGUGGUGUGAAUAGGUUAAUGAGAAAAAAAACUGUUGACUUGAAAGCUGGAAAUGAGGGUAAAGUGGUCUGGGUGAUGUAUGAACACAACCUCACAUAGUGGUGCCUUCUUAUUCCUAAGAGGAUAUAGAUAGUGUCUAUUUUCUUAAUAUCUCUAUUGCUGUUCGGACAUACACUAUGCCAUGCAUAUUUGUAAUAUACUUGUGAAGGUGAAGGAUGUAAUGUUCACAUACACUGUCAUUGUGCUUUGGAGUGCAUUAGAAAUAAAAGCAAAAAUGUUUUCUUGAGAACAAAAUUAAAUGUUUGCCAUAAGUAGGCUAAUUCUCUGCAUAUACUGCCUAAUAUUUCAUAGAUUUAUAGUGAUUUUUUUCUAUUAUCUGAUAUUAGGAAUGCAUGGAGGUGCUUACUGUAUUAUCUGUGUCAUGUUUAGAGAAGUAUUUUUAAAUGUAUACUUAAAUUAUGAAGUCUGAAAUGGUUGGAAAGUGGUAAAAUUAUUCUUGACAGAUAAAAAAACCAUCAAAACUGGUAGAGCAUUUUCUGUGGAACUGAAAUGAAGUAGAUUAUUGUAUAAAUGCUAAUCUUUGACUGUACCACUGUUAACAGUGGGCAAUUUGAAAUACUAUGUGAAAGCAGAAUACUGAGUGAAGAAAAAGCAAUGUGUGAGAAGCAGUAUGAUAACCUCAGUUGAGGAAUACUAACAAUUUUGAUUGAGCUUUGUGUUGAAACUGAAAUGUGUUAGAUGCUUUGCCAUCUUGUAAUACAUUGAUUUUGAGUCAUCUGACUGCUUAAGCUAAAACUUCCAAAGUUGAUAAGCAUAGCUGAGUUAUCCAUGCCACGUGUAGGUAGUACAACAUAAAAACAUCUUUCGGGGCAGUGAAGUUAUGAGAAAUAAAAUACAUUUUUUUUAUUACAAAACAAAAUUAUAGGCACAUCGUGAAGUUGUAAGGUAUCCAGUUCCAAACUGGACUGGGUACCAGGGUUCUUUUGCGGCCGGGAUAAGGGAAAUAUAAAGUUCGUAAAAAUUAAAAUAUUUCUGGGCCAUUUGGCAAAUUUUGAAUAGAGGGGUUUCUUUUUUUGUCUUUGGGGUAAGAACAAGGGAAGAUCCAUCAUUUUUGACAGAGGAUGCCUCGCAGCCAAUGGGAAAGAAGGGAAAGCCCAUUUUUGGAGAAAAGGAAGCCUUUUUAGGUAAAAAUUAAUAUAUUAAACUUAUCUGAAAAAAGAUGGGAUUUUGUAAAACUAUAAAAUACAUGACAUUUAAACCCAAGGGGUCUUUUCUCCCUGGGACCUUGGUGUGAGAUGAGACCGGCUCAUGCUGAAUAAACCUUUCCUUGAUGAUACAGUUCCUUUGUUUCAUAGGUAAUUGAAUCUUUCUAAAUUAAAUAACGAGAGGUUUCUCACAAAGUUACAUGUAAAUAUGUCCUAUAACCUAAUCACCUCUGCAUGAGUCAGGAUAUGCAGGAUAACUUCAGACACUUUAUCCUUCUGACUUCUUGGCUUGUUCCUUAUACUAAUGUGGUUUUUUCCUAGCAGAUGUGGCUUAGGUGAAUAUUUAAUGUACAAGUCAUGAUACUAUACAAGAGGUUUAAUCUCCUUUCACUUGGAAGUUAUGACGUACAUGAGAACAACAUUAAUUAAUAAUCACUAUUCUGAGUGGCGGUGUCAUGUUAAGCAUUUUGUUUUCUUAAUAUAUUAAUUACCUUAAGUAUCAUUUUCACGCAUUUUCAAAAUGAUCUUUAAAAUAUAAAAGCCUUAUGAGGGCUCAAGUUUUUUUCAUAUUUGACCUUAAUGACACUGGUCAAUAUCUUGUUUAGUUCUCAUUAUUUUUAGUCCUGUCUUUCAUGGUGGUGUCCUAAUCACCUCCCUUUAAUAGAUUUGUUACGGCUUUUGGAUUUUUCCAAUUAAGGCCAGAAUUUUGUGCCUUUAUUCCUAAAUUGAAAAUCUGCAAGGAAGAAAAACACCAACUUUUUUUUUAUAGUUUGAACACCACAUAAGAAAGCACACAUCUGUAUAUCUUACAGUACUUUGCCCCUUUCCAUUCAGAAUCCUUAUUGAAAUAGAAGUUUCUGGUCAACAGCAGUUUUUAAGUAUACCAUGGCUUAAAAAAGUCUUAUUUGAACUAUUCUUUCUAAAAGUGCACCACCAUGACUCAGUUCCACAGAUGAGGUAUCAAAGGUCUACCCUGCUCCAAGAGAGAUGUGUUUCAAGAAGAAACAAUGCUAUUGCAACAUAAAAUUAAAAAUAAAAACCCUUGCACACUUAAAAAUAAAAAAGCCACUUGCUUUAAUUUCUGUAUUGUACCAUUUACUUUAAUUUUUGAGGGAAUUUAUGAUUCUUUGGUUUAAAUCUGCUUUUUUUCUACCAGAAUAUGAUUAGCAUUUUACUUAAUUUUCACGCUCCUUGGAAUCAGACAUAGCUUAAGUGAAUGUAAAUUGUGCUAUUACUGAGUAGUAUAUCUAUCUGUAAUGUUACCCAAUUUCUGCCUCCUAUCCCGCCUGUAACUUGGAAUGUGGUGUUCCUGCUUUUCACGAAUAGGCAAUGGGACUCUUUCUUUCUGGUUGAAUGUUAUUAUCCUUUGUUCUGGUAGUUUUGUUCCUUGCCACCCCAUGUUGUCACAGUUGCCAUUUUUAUGUAUUUUCUGAAAAUGUUUUUAUUUGCUUACAUCAGGUAUAAUAUGGUUGUGUGCUUUUAUUUCUGAUCUAGAAAAUGCCGUCUUCCCCGCACAAUAUUCUUUUAAAUCGCAACAGUCACAUUAAGAGUUGGAAGUAAAAUAAUCUUGUGAAUGAGCUGUGUUAGUAGUGUUUUACCUACCUAUUUAUGAGUUCCUAGAAUUCACCACUUGUACUGUUAUGAGGGUCGUUGUGUAUUAUAGAAUGUGAUCACUGUUCUAUUCGGUUGUAUACGUGGGGGAGAAUGUUCAAGGUGUUCAUCAGAUGAGAUUGUUUAGUUUAGGUCGUUAUUAAACUGUACAUAGUAACAGAUGUAAAAUAAAAUGCUGCAUAACCUUAAGUGUAAAGCUUCUUUAUAUGGAGUUUGACAAA
Manacus vitellinus (golden-collared manakin) is the source of this 4242-nucleotide messenger RNA. RefSeq names its product carnosine N-methyltransferase 1 (gene CARNMT1). Bases 212 to 1207 code for a protein of 331 amino acids. The record is from RefSeq and is a predicted model, not a curated record. Lineage: Eukaryota; Metazoa; Chordata; Aves; Passeriformes; Pipridae. The transcript is spliced from 8 exons. Gene Ontology annotation, molecular function: S-adenosylmethionine-dependent methyltransferase activity.